Molecule: messenger RNA, 2505 nt
Organism: Paramecium sonneborni
Lineage: Eukaryota; Ciliophora; Oligohymenophorea; Peniculida; Parameciidae
Source: the annotation of a GenBank genome assembly
AUUAAUUAAGGUUGAAAUGUUAAGCAAAUUAGUAAGAAUUUCUCGUUUUAGACCUAUUUUUACAUUUUGUAAUUAGAAGCCACCAUAAGGUAAUCAUAAUAAUGAAGAAAGGGUUUGAAAAAUUCUAGAGAAGACCUAAGUAAUAAUAAGCACCUUAGGAAUAAAAAAUCUAAAAUCCUGAAGAAGAAAAAAUAGAAGAAAAAAAGGAAGAAAAUAUUCAAGAAAAUUAGUAAACAAAAAAAUAAGAAGAGAAGAUAUAAAGAGAAAGACCAGAAGAGCCUUAAUUUGAAUAACCUAAAUAAGAAUAAUAAUAAAAAACAAAUGAGCGAUAUUAAUAAGAAUAAUUUUAAUUUUCAAAGAGAGAGAAUUCAAAUAAUGUAGGAUAGAAACCAAAAUAGACAGGGCCAUCAUAAGAUGUAUAUAAUUAAUUUAUAAAAUAGCCAAAUGAUCCAUUUAAGUAAUAUUUAUUUAUGUUUUUGGCAUCUGCUCCUCUUGUAUAUUUAUUAUAUAAAGUUUAUGAAGAAGGAGAAAACCAUAUAUCUUUUAAUGAGUUUUAAAGAAAUUAUUUGGAAAAAUAAUUAGUUCAUUCGAUUCAAAUAUAAAGAACGAAUGGGGAAAUGAUAGCAACAAUAUACACAGUAGAAGGAAAGAAAAAAUUAAAAAUAAUGGAUUUAGAUUAUUUUCUUUAAAAAUUAGAUGAUUUGAGAAAAGAAAAUAAAUAUGAAUAAACUUUACCAAUAAAUUUUUAGAAUUAAGAUGAAGCUUAAGAAACAACUGCAAAUAUAACAAAAUAUGCAUAAAUAUUAUUUUAUGGAGGAAUAUUCUUUAUAUUAUUUUAAUUUUAUAAAAAGAUGUCAAAAAGUUUAACAGGAAUGGCAGGUGAUAUGAUGAGUGGUAUGACAAAAAUGAAAUCUAAAUAAUUUGAAUAGAAAAUAAAAAUAAAGUUUAAAGAUGUGGCAGGUUAAGAUGAAGCAAAAGGAGAAAUAAGAGAAUUUGUAGAUUUUUUAAAAGCACCAAAAAAAUAUAAAAAAUUAGGAGCUAGAAUUCCAAGAGGUGCAUUAUUAACAGGUCCUCCUGGAACUGGUAAAACUUUGUUAGCUAAAGCAUGUGCUGGUGAGGCAGGAGUACCUUUUUUUUAUGUUAGUGGAUCAGAAUUUGUUGAAAUGUAUGUUGGAUUAGGAGCAGCUAGAGUUCGUGAACUUUUUAAAUAAGCUAAAUCAAAAGCACCUAGUAUAGUUUUUAUAGAUGAAAUUGAUGCAGUUGGGAAGAAAAGGAAUUCAAAAGGAUCAAGAAAUGAAGAAAGGGAUAAUACAUUAAAUUAAUUAUUAGUAGAAAUGGAUGGUUUUGGAACUGAUAGUACUGUUGUUGUAUUAGCUGCAACAAAUAUGAGAGAUUCAUUAGAUCCAGCUUUGACUAGACCUGGUAGAUUUGAUAGAAGUAUUGAAAUUACAUUACCAGACAUUAAUGGAAGAAAAGAAAUAUUCUUAGUACAUCUUAAGCCAAUUAAAUUAGAUCCUUCUAAAACUAUAGAAGAAUAUGCUAAAAGGUAAUAUUCUUUAUAAUAAAUAUUAGAUUAGCCACACUCACACCUGGAUUUUCAGGAGCUGAAAUAGCAAAUUUAUGUAAUGAAGCUGCAAUUUUAGCUGCUAGAUAAAAUAGUAUAUAUGUUUAAUCAACUCAUUUUGAAUAAGCAUCUGAAAGAGUAAUGGCUGGAUUAGAAAAGAAAAAGUUUAUGAGUGAAGAAGAAAGAAAAGUUGUUGCAUUUCAUGAAAGUGGUCAUGCUGUAGUAAGUUGGUUUUUAGCUGGAGGAGAUCCUUUAUUGAAAGUAUUUUCUAUUAUCAUUUAUUUAGUUAACUAUUAUUCCCAGAUCUAAAGGAUCUUUAGGUUAUGCAUAAUAUUUACCUAAUGAAAGUAAUCUAUAAACAAUGGAAGAAUUGAAAGAUAAAAUUUGUUGUGUAUUAGGAGGUAGAGUCUCAGAAAAAUAUUUCUUUUAAUCCAUUACAACUGGAGCUAGUGAUGAUUUAAAAAGAGCUUAUGAUUAUGCUAAUGCUAUUAUUACUAAAUUUGGUAUGAAUGAAACUAUUGGAUAAAUUGGUUAUUAAGAAGAUUAAUAUUCAAAGGAUUACAGUGAUAAAACUAAUGAAGUAAUUAUUAAAUUAUAUCUCCUAGAUUAUUGAUCAAGAGAUGCAAAAACUUAUUUAAUAAUGUACUUAAAGAACUGAACAAUUAAUCUAAAAAUAUGAAGAUAAAAUUAAGGCACUAGCUGAAUUACUUUUAGAAAAAGAGUCAUUAGAUUUAUAAUAGAUCAUCAAUUUAUUGGGAGAAAGACCUUUCCCUCCUAAAUCAAAUUAUAAGGCUUAUCUUGAUUUAAAGAAAGUUGAACAAGCUGAAAUUAAAAAUGAAGAAUUAAAAGAACAAAAUUAGGAUUCCCAAGACGAUCAUUAAUCAUAAUAAAAUCCUCCAGAUUAAAAUGAAUAAGCUAAUACUGCCAAUCCAAAGGAGUGA